Periophthalmus magnuspinnatus is the source of this 905-nucleotide messenger RNA. It is a transcript of the gene mtres1, whose product is annotated as mitochondrial transcription rescue factor 1. Gene Ontology annotation, molecular function: RNA binding. NCBI's taxonomy places the organism in Eukaryota, Metazoa, Chordata, Actinopteri, Gobiiformes, Gobiidae. The transcript is spliced from 5 exons. Bases 23 to 733 code for a protein of 236 amino acids. The record is from RefSeq and is a predicted model, not a curated record.
GCCGAGCAGACAGCAGCAGGCGAUGAAAGAGACUGGGUGGAGCACCAACAUGCAGCACUUGAUGGUUCAGGCCCUUGUCAUGAGGCAGUUGGGAAGGUUAAAUCCCCGGCACCUAGUGGCUGCUGGUUAUGGACUCCGACACACGGAAUGGUGUCCCAGGACAAUCCACACACGACAACUGUGGGGCUGCUCUGUGGUCCCUGCACUCAACUGUCAUAGACCUACCUUUCGUAGUAGAGAUGCUUUUAGGAGUUGGGCUGUUCAUCAUUUAAGGUUUAAAAGUAGCAAGAAAAAGGGCUUCAGUCGAACUGGACAGGUUGAGGAGGAGGAGGAAGAAGAUGAAAAAGACCCAGAGGAAAGUGAUGAAGAAGAUCUGGAGGACCCAAAUAUGUCUAAAGACUACAAAGAUUUGGAGAAAAACGUUCAGUCUUUUCGUUUUGAUGUUGUAAUGAAAGCUGGAUUGGACAUGGCACGAAACAAAAUUGAAGAUGCAUUCUACAGCAAUAAGUUGAGACUAAAUGGACAGAAACUGAUCAAGAAAAGUAAAACAGUAAAAGUCGGAGACACCUUAGACCUUGUUCUGUCAGAAAAUCGAGACACCAACACUGUUACAUUGAUGAGAAUUGUUCUUAGGAAAGUUUUAGCUGAGACCACCAGUACAGAGAAACACAAGGUUGCAUUAAGGCGCUGGAAAUCUCUUGAGCUUCCUAAAGAGGAAGCUUUAAAAUCAUGAACUUUGCUUGGGACAUGUCAGACUCUGAUUCAGUUAUGAAAAAAUGAUGGAUGGAACUUUUAACCUUGUAUAAGGAUGGAUCUAUAUAGUUGCAUGCACAGUGCUGCUAAUUUUGCUGUUGUACAGGUAACUGUGUGCUAAUAAAGAUUUUGAAGUCAUUGUGUUAAGGAAA